AUGGAUCUGUCUGACGUCUCCGAAAUGCUCACCCACGCAGAAUCGUCUCCUUCAAAUGCUGAUCUAAUGUCAGCUAUUCAAGGCCUACAACAACAGAUGGAGUCGACCUUCCAUCAUGUAGCAGCACGUCUCCAAAAUCUUGAAGGAGCGGUUAAAGAGCUACUAGAACGCUCCACUCCUCGCUCUUCAUGCCUCUUCUGCCCACUCCCGGAUAACCGUGACGGUCAUACGACGUCACGGUGCAAUAAAUAUCCGGACGCAGUGGCAAAGAGCAUGCAAGUGGCGAGACUGGGCCUUUGCGGUCGCUGUCUGAAGCCGGCUCACGACGACGACGACUGCGGCGUGCAAUGUGCGGCGUGUGGGCGACCACACAACGUACUAUUGUGCGCCAAUCGAGGACAAGGCGGUGGCGGCUUCAAGAGACGACGACCUUGA
This is a messenger RNA of Ostertagia ostertagi, 435 nucleotides long. The record is from the annotation of a GenBank genome assembly. NCBI's taxonomy places the organism in Eukaryota, Metazoa, Nematoda, Chromadorea, Rhabditida, Trichostrongylidae.